This is a messenger RNA of Parathielavia appendiculata, 2676 nucleotides long. RefSeq lists its product as uncharacterized. The transcript has 4 exons. Gene Ontology annotation, molecular function: zinc ion binding; DNA binding; DNA-binding transcription factor activity, RNA polymerase II-specific. Bases 1 to 2676 code for a protein of 891 amino acids. Lineage: Eukaryota; Fungi; Ascomycota; Sordariomycetes; Sordariales; Chaetomiaceae. Gene Ontology annotation, biological process: DNA-templated transcription; regulation of DNA-templated transcription. The record is from RefSeq and is a predicted model, not a curated record.
AUGCCGGGAAUCCUGCCCAUGAAAGUUAUCAAGGUGGGCAACAGCUCCCAAAGCCGCAUUGCCCAGGCCUGCGACCGUUGCCGGAGCAAGAAGAUCCGCUGCGAUGGCAUCCGCCCCUGCUGCUCGCAGUGCGCCAAUGUCGGCUUUGAGUGCCGCACCAGUGACAAGCUCAGUCGCCGUGCCUUCCCCAGGGGCUACACCGAGUCACUGGAGGAACGGGUUCGGGCGCUCGAGGCUGAAGUGCGGGAGCUGAAGGACUUGUUGGACGAGAAGGACGAGAAGAUCGACAUGCUCUCCAGGAUGCAUGGCAAUCGACGCUCCCAAAAUGAGCAAUGCCAGACGCCGCCCGCGACCGAAGUGAAAAAGGACGCUGGGACUCCGGCCAAGGAGGACACGUUCCGCAUCCAGGCUUCGCCGCUACUGCUCGGUGUCGAAAACUCCGACUCUUACUUCAUGGGCGCGUCCAGCGGCCGCGCGUUCAUUGAAUCGUUCAAACGCAAGAUGCAGGAAAGUGGCAAGUCCUGCUCCAAUUUUAACCCAGAGGCCUUCCUGCACAUCCAGGGAUGCUAUCCUCUCACAGCGAAGCCGCCCUCUCAGACGCCGAGGAUACCGCCGCGGCUGUUCUCCGACAGAUGCGUCAAUGUCUACUUCCAGGAGUGGGCUCCUCUGUUCCCUAUUCUCCACAAGCCUACCUUCCUCCGCGUCUAUGAGGAAUUCGUCGCGGACCCGGAGAAGAUCAAGAAUAACCACAAGCUGGCACAGCUUUAUCUCGUCUUCAGCAUUGCCUCGCUGUCGGGUGACCAGCCCGAUCUCCAUCAGAUCGCUGCCUGCGAACAGCAGUGGCAAAGGGCAUUGGAAGCAAUCCUGAUGGACAACACCAUGGUGACUCUGCAGUGUUUGCUGCUGGCGCUGGUUUACUGCACCAUCAGGGCCGAUUACAAGAGGUUGCAACAUUACAAGGGCAUCGCUGUUGGGCUAUCGCACCGCCUUGGGCUUCACCAGAGCCAGAAGAGGUUUUCUUUCGGCGUGCUCACCAUCGAGACCCGGAAGAAAGUCUUUUGGACACUCUACACGCUUGAUUGUUUCUCUGCUGCCAUCCUCGGCCUGCCAAAACUUCUGAAAGAGGAGGAUGUACACGCCGAGUUCCCUUCGGAUACCGACGAUGAGUAUGUCACCGAAAAAGGUUUCCAACCGAGCCUCCCGGGGGAGGCCACUAGGCUUUCCAACGCGCUCGCCCUGUUUCGUGGGUCCCGAAUCCUGGCCAAGGUACUGGAGAAGAUUUAUCCUUCGGCAACCUCGCACGAACUUUCGCUCCAACAAAUGUCUGCUCUCGCCGUCGAGCUUGAUGAUUGGUACGAGAAGCUUCCACAGCAUCUCAAACUCACCUUCAAGCAAGACAAGCCGUCGACCGAUAUUACCGGCAGCAGGUCACCGAUCCUUGCUCUUGCGUACUAUUACACUCGAACUCUCAUCUACCGCCCAGCUGUAACCUCCAGCCUGGGUCCGAGGGCCGCUCCUGCACUGAUUGCGGUCGGCGAAUCAAGUAAGCACAUGAUCCAGAUUAUCCAGCUUCUCGAGGAAAGGAACAUGUCCUUUUCCUUCUGUUUGAACAAAGCAGACAUACUUGUUCUUUGCGGUAUGGUCUUGCUGUACCAAACAAUGGGCCUCAAGCAGGAUAGCAAGCUGCUGAGGGACAACGAAAAGCUGGUCAACGCAGUGAUCAAGGCAGCGGAUCAAGCCAAAGCUCCCGGUUGUUACGACUUGAAGCGUGUUGCAGGGAUGUUGGUCACCGUCGAUGAACCGCCACCGCAAUCCUUGCCGACGCCCCCAAGGCAGAGCCCUGAUACCUGCAUCACCGCUCCCUCGGCGCAACGAGCGUCACCCCCGACGGCCCAUAAGAUGCACCCCUCUGUUGGCCGCCACCUCGCCGCCAGCAUUAGCGAAACGGAUUUGCUCCUGCAACAGGAGAAGCUGCGCAGGAUGACUAUGUCACAGCAACAACACAGCCGAGUUGAGCGAUUACCGCCACGCUCGAGGGGAUCCUUCGACAGCCCAAGGCCCGCCAUCCCCCUCGCCCAACGCGAUCACAGGUUAUCCCUGAGCCAAGCCCAGGCCGCCCAAACCGCCAUGCUUGCCCGCUUGUCAGCAUCCUCCAACAUGAAACAAACCAUGGAGUACCUGCACCUCGACUCCCACUCGCAACCAACCUCCUCGGUGCAGGCGCGUGGUCCUUCUCGCCCAUCCAUCACGCAAGCUCAACAGGCGCACGUUUACGCCCAAGUCCGAAAGGAAUCUGGGAUCUCAACCGCCGAAUGGGAGGCAUUGCUGGGCUCGAUCGAAGGGGGGCAACUCAACGUCUACGACGCGAUAUACGGCGGGCCGGGACUGGCGCUGGCGGACAACAGCACCACUCCCUUGUCGGCGACGGCCACGACGGCCCCGGCGUGGUCGCCCGACUCGUGGGACCUGACGGGUUUCAACCUGGGCGAUUUUGGGUCAGGGACUACUGGGUCGUCGCAUAGUGUGGUCAGCCUCAGUGAGGACGGGUUGAGCCCGAGUGACGAUUUGGUUAGUGUGGGGAGCUUGGACUUUAGGAAUGGGCUGAUUUCUUCGGGACUCCCGACGACAGCUGACGGGUAUGUGCUGGAUGGGUUGGAUGCGGGUUUUGCCCUCUGA